ACAGUGCACGGGACUAUGACUAGGGUAAGGACAAUAGAAAGUUUAACGCACAAGUAGAAAAGAGCUAGCGGCGUCGGCUAAACGGUAACUUAAACAAAACCAUGGCACUACAACCGCCACCGGUGCAACUAGGUGCUAUGGAACCGCAUCUGCGACUGCAGAAGCUGGUUGCAGACAGCCAGCGUGUUUCGAUCGACUCGACAAUGCCCAUCAACCGAUACUACCGUUCAGGUAGCCAGAUAGUCGAAACGGCCGAUCGGUCGCUGCGGGAAGGCAACUUCGAAAAGGCAUUCACCUUCUACCUGCGUUACGUGACGAUAUUUGUCGAGCUCAUACUGAAACAUCCGGGUUAUCGAUCGGUGCUACCGCAUGACAAAAACCAGACGAAAACCAAGAUCAAGGAAAUUCUCCCGAAGGCGGAGAGCAUCCGCGCGAAGCUGUUGGAGCGGUACGAAGGCGAGUACCAGCUCUACCUGCAGCAGAUUCGUUCAGAACAGAAAAAGCUGCAAGAGGAACGUGCUCGUACAGCCGCCGAAAAAUCGGGCCCUUCUAGCGCACCGCAGGAUGCUAGGGACGUUGGACUGAGAGUCGGAACCAUAAUACCGAGCGCCCCGAGCCACAACAUCAUUACGGACACCGACUCCAAGCUAACGGAGCAAGUGCUUUAUCCGAAUGAAUUUAUAACCGGCGAAAGCGUUCCCAGCGAAGAGUUUUCAAAGGUACCCGAUCCAGCAGUGGAUAGAUCUUUGAAACCGAAGCUACCGCUUGCGACUGGACCGUCCACUACCGGGGCAACCGGCUACCGGUCGAUUACGGUACCGAUGGAUACCUUGCGAAAGUUUCUAGCGCUCACCGCCCCCAAUACGAAUGCCAACGUGGAAACGUGCGCCAUUUUGGCCGGUUGUUUACGGCAGACGAAAUUCGUUGUCACGCAUGUGAUAUUUCCGAAGCAGACCGGAACGUCCGACAGCUGUAACACGAUGUAUGAAGAAGAGAUUGCCAUCGCUCAAGACCAGCACAAUCUUAUCACACUCGGAUGGAUACAUACACAUCCCUCGCAAACUGCAUUUUUAUCGUCUGUAGAUUUGCAUACGCACUGUUCCUAUCAGCUGAUGCUUGAGGAGGCAAUUGCGAUCGUUUGCUCGCCAAAGUAUCACGAAACCGGAUUCUUUAAUCUAACACCCGUCGGAAUGGAUGCGAUUUCGCAGUGCCGCCAAACCGGCUUUCACCCACAUUCGGCUGGGCCGCCUCUGUUCGGGGAAGCCCAACACGUUGUACUGAAUGAUGCGGAUACCGUAGAAGUGAUUGACUUGCGAUAGAUUUUGUUAGGCCGUGGAUGCAUUCUGUUUGAUAUCGUUUAUGCUUUAAUAUUUCAUAUGUACGUCUGUUGAAUCGCUGCAGCGUAAGCAAGGCUGUCUAGCAUUUCGCAACUUACGCACGCGUUGCAAUUGUUGAAUUGUAUUGCAAUUAAUCGACGGCCUACGCACCAGCGUGCGUUGCUUAAAGUUAAGCUAGGCGGGUACAUUGGCCUACAUUGCUUGUGGGAUUUCUUCCUGCGCUCUAGUUGUUCAUUUAAUCCUAGAGGAACGAAUUGAGCCGUUAUACGCUCUAGAUGCAGUCAGAAUUAACAUGCAAAUGUAUAAUAUGAUAUAACAUGUAAAUGUAUAAUAUAAUACUUCAAGUUUUGCACUUAAGUAGCACUGUUAGAGUUCGAACUAACGUCUUUCGCAUAGAAACCGCUGAAUGCAGGGACCGACGGAUGAUCUACAGAUGAGCAACACCAGAACAUAGUAUGCUGAGUAAAAACCAGUGACACCUUUUAAUGAUCUCAUGAAAUACUUGUACCGAUCAUGGAGUCACCAUAGAAUGUACUACUGAUAGAUGCACUAUUUAAAGGCGCUCGACAAGUGUUAAAUACAUAUGUUGGUAAGGGAGAUGGGAGAUGGUUUGCAAAUACAUGGGAUGCAUGAUUAUACAGGUGUGCUCAGAAUGAAAGACGGAAUGAAACAUCAGUACACCAGCCUGGGUGUACUGACUAAGGGCGAUCUUGCACCCCGACGAACUGGUGUUUUAAGGCAGAGUGUCUAGGCACGUUUUCUUUUCUAGUGCGACUUGGCGUCAAAUAGAAGAAAAUAAUUUAGCUAUUACAGAACUGUACACCUCAUCUUCAUUUAACUAUAUUUUGUGUAAUAUCGUCAACGGCCGGUACUGAGGGUAAAUGCCAAAUGACAGAAAUAAGAAGAUUUGUUUAAGUCAUUUUCCUUGGAAAAUCCAUUGUAUCGUAUCCCUUAAUCCAAUAUAGUUCCAUCGCGACAGUCAAUCAAUAUUUCCUUUUCUUAUUAAAAAAUAGUUUAUUAUUUAUUCCUUAUUUCCAAUUUUAUCUUCUAGUUUUGCGUAUGUGAGCAGGUGCACGAACGCAUGAGUGUAAUAACCUUAACGCUUAUUAUUUUUCGUGAUUUCGUUGACUUUGAUGGACAUUUUGAAUUGUAGUUCCAUGCGUCUAACAGAGAUGUUUAUUGUUGUGUUUACUUGAAGCAUUCAAAAAAGAACAUUUUGGCCAGCUAGUUUUUGAUUUGUCGUGAAGGAAUCUAAUUUGUUUCCGUCUAUUUGAAGCGAAAGGAAAAAGACAAGAAGUAAAACGUUAUACUUAUUAUGAUCCAUGA
Molecule: messenger RNA, 2663 nt
Organism: Anopheles cruzii
Lineage: Eukaryota; Metazoa; Arthropoda; Insecta; Diptera; Culicidae
Product: STAM-binding protein-like
Exons: 4
Coding region: 102-1319 (405 amino acids)
Biological process (GO): protein K63-linked deubiquitination
Cellular component (GO): membrane; endosome
Molecular function (GO): K63-linked deubiquitinase activity; protein binding; metal-dependent deubiquitinase activity
Source: RefSeq, a predicted model, not a curated record